AUGUCGUAUCCCAAGCCAACCGCCAUCUCUCAUAUCCAACGCGUUGACGUCGAGACACGCGAUGGAAGUCGGUCUUCCGAUGCAGGCCCGUCGACACACCACGUCAAGCUCUCACGCAGGCCCGUCUGCCUCAACGCGGUUUCGCGGGACGCGAUUCAAGUCAAUUCCCUCCCCAACUUCGCAGGUCUCUUGUCGAGCACGUCUGCGAGGGCAUCGAGUGUGAAGGAUUUGGGUAAUAUGGUCCGGGUCCUCUGCCACACGCACACCGCCCUCCCAACUUCGGCCACUCUCCGGCGGCACAUGACGACCCACAUGACGGACUUGAUGCUCGCGUCCGUCUCCCCGCACAAGACCACCCUCCUCCCCUCGCACACCAUCGUCGUUGCGCACUAUGUUGACCCUCCCCACCUUCCCUCCUGCGGAUCGCGGCUGUGCGGCUCGAGGCGCAGACACUCAGCAAUGGUCAACGCCGUCGCGGGCGUCGGCAAAUACACGAUCAAGUGCGGUGGGCCGCCUGUCGUCACGCGGCUCAAGGGCGCCAAGGUGCGGUAUGACCACAAGUGGGGGAUGCUCCGUGUGGAGUACGAGAAGGCGGACAGUCGUCGGAUUCAGAGUCUGCCGUUGUCGGCGCAGGGCCGGCUGACGCUGAUAGGACGCCGACGCUGCCGCCGUCAUUGUCGUCGCAGACAAUCGAGUGCAAGCUCCGCUGCGAUCUCGACACGGACGGCAGCGCUGGACAUCGUCGCGGACCCGCCGCUGCAGAACGUGACGUGUCUGCAGCGGCACCGGCUGUCGCAGGGCAAGGUCGUCCUCAUUCAAGUCGCUCUCCAGACCACCGAAUCCAAUAAGCUCGCCGGGCGCGUCUCCAACGUCGUCGCGCGCGACCUCACGUUCUCGCAGUACCUCGUGCUGCUCACUGUCGCAGAUGUGUUCCUCGUCAUGUCGCUGCACGAGGGCAUGGCGCUGCGCACGCACGGGUUCGUCGAGUGCCAGGAGGGACGGCACCGGCCGCUCAUUCUGAGCGAGUUCAUGGGGAGCUAUAGUCAUAGCGGAUUCAGGAGCUGUAUUGCGGUGAACCUGCAGCUAGCUAUCUGUUGUGUAGUGCAUUAA
Messenger RNA from Coniophora puteana RWD-64-598 SS2, 1110 nucleotides. Its product is annotated as glycosyltransferase family 20 protein. The coding region runs from base 1 to 1110 and encodes 369 amino acids. Gene Ontology annotation, molecular function: catalytic activity. The record is from RefSeq and is a predicted model, not a curated record. Gene Ontology annotation, biological process: trehalose biosynthetic process. The transcript is spliced from 5 exons. NCBI's taxonomy places the organism in Eukaryota, Fungi, Basidiomycota, Agaricomycetes, Boletales, Coniophoraceae. Gene Ontology annotation, cellular component: alpha,alpha-trehalose-phosphate synthase complex (UDP-forming); cytosol.